Branchiostoma belcheri (Belcher's lancelet) is the source of this 2463-nucleotide messenger RNA. Its product is annotated as vacuolar protein sorting-associated protein 33B-like. Gene Ontology annotation, biological process: vesicle-mediated transport; intracellular protein transport. NCBI's taxonomy places the organism in Eukaryota, Metazoa, Chordata, Leptocardii, Amphioxiformes, Branchiostomatidae. Gene Ontology annotation, cellular component: lysosome; CORVET complex. Bases 11 to 1870 code for a protein of 619 amino acids. The record is from RefSeq and is a predicted model, not a curated record. The transcript is spliced from 22 exons.
UGCAGCAAAGAUGGCGGUUUCAGCUGUGCUCGGCCCGAAGCUGCCGGAUCUUCAGUACCUAAAGCGGCUUGCAAGGGACCAGCUUGUCCAUCUGUUGGAGUCGCUCCCAGGAAGAAAAGACCUGGUCAUUGACCCAGACCUGAUGACACCUUUGGAUAGAAUAGCAGGUGCUUCACUUCUCAAGCAACAUGGUGUGGACAAGAUAUUCAAACUGGAACGAACAAAAAUACAUGGCGGGUGUGAUCAGCUGGUUUACCUGGUUAGGUCAAAGUUAACCACCACAAAGUUGAUAGCAGAUCAGAUUACGGCAGACAUAAGAGAUGCUAGGAAAAGGAAGUACAAGAUUAUUAUGACACCAAGAAGACUUCAAGUGUGCGACAUGGUUUUGGAACAUGAAGGAGUAUUUGGAUUGGUUAGUAUAGAAGAGCUCCAUCUUGACCUGAUACCUCUGGACAGAGACCUUCUAUCCAUGGAGCUACCACAGUUUUUCAGGGACUAUUUCUUGCAUGGUGACCAGACUUGGCUGGCCAGUAUUGCCAAGUCCCUAGUCAACAUUCAGUCCCUGUUUGGACCCAUUCCUAAUAUAUAUGGCCAAGGAAGAUGUGCAAAGAUGGUGGCUGACAUGGUGGAUAUGAUGAUGUCUGAGCUGGGAGAGAGACAGUCUCCCAUUGGCUGUGAGAUUGGACAUCUCUUCCUCAUAGACAGAGAUGUAGACUAUGUGACGCCGCUGUGCACCCAGGUCACAUACGAGGGUCUUUUGGACGACAUCUUCGGCAUCAAAAGUGGUUCAGUUGAAUUUGGACCAGACGUCACAGGAACCGACAAGAGCAUCAAGAUUAUGCUGUCAGGAGAAGAUGAGGUGUUCAGAGCUAUCCGAGACCGCCACUUCUCCAAUGUGUUUGGGUUCCUCAGUGCCAAGGCCAAGGAGCUUCAGACCAGCUACGAUAAACGUCAUAACUUGAAGUCGGUUCAGGACAUGAAGCAGUUUGUCUCAGAGGAGCUCAGUAACCUCAAAAAGCAGCACAAGGCUCUGACUUUACACAUUGGAGCCUGUGAAACCAUAACAAAGAACAAGAGCAGAGGAGACUUUGAAGAACAAAUGAGAACAGAACAUGGUUUAUUGGAGGGUGUUGAUGUUAGAGAGUGCAUCAACUUUAUUGAAGAGUCCAUCAACAGACAGCACAGUCGCACAGAGGUCCUAAGACUGCUGUGCAUGCUCUCAUCCACACAAGGAGGUCUGCCGUCCAAGGACUACAAAUCUUUGAAAACCCAGUUUCUGCAGAGUUACGGGACAGAACAUCUCCUCACGCUGCACAACCUGAAGAAACUGGGCCUGUUUGUGGAGCAGCAGGCACCUGAUGCAACAGCCAACAAACUGACGGACAAAAUGGCUGCCAAGCUGACAGACGGCAUGGCAUCCUUACAGCUCCAGCUCCAGCUGCCCAAGAAGAGCCAGUUCCGAGCUGUCAGCAGGAAGCUGAAUCUGAUACCAAAAUCUGCAGAGAACUUUGAGCUAAGGAACCCCAAUGACAUGGCGUAUGUCUUCAGUGGAGCAUAUGCCCCUCUUAGCUGCAAACUUAUUGAACAGGUGUUACAGCGGGAAGGUUGGACAGGUGUUGAGGACAUAGCAAAACUCCUACCUGGAGACAACUUUGUUCAUCUCAAAGCAAAAUCAGCAAAGGGAAAGGCAAGUGGAUCUAAUCCAGACUCUGACAAGAUAGUGUUGGUGUACUUCCUUGGUGGCUGCAGUUACACUGAAGUGUCUGCACUCAGAUUUCUAGGGAAGCAAAAAGGAUACAGAUUCCUAGUCGCCACAACUGCACUUGUUAAUGGAGGAAGACUGAUUGAGUCUGUUUCAGGAUGGAAAUGACACUAAAACUGACUCUCCAAGGGCACAUUCCUCUGUAUACAUGUAUCAGAAAUUACAGUGAAGCAUUCUUUUGUGUAUAUACUAGUAAUACUGUACAGUAUUGUACCUAUUUUUAGAGCACCUUUCUACAUGGAUUAUGAUGAAAACAUUCUUCUUGUCUUUAUGUUUUCUGUCUGCGAUAUUAUCUUCAUGGUGUCAACUAGCCAACUACAAAUGUUGAUCAUGUUUCAAUGAUGUUUACAGUGUUACAAAUGUGUUUGUUUAAGUAGUUAGAAUGAGCAGGUACAGUAGUCUUAUUGUUUAUGACAUGAAGGCAGCAAAUCUGUACAAAUUUGGAGUCCUUAUUGGAAAUAGGUGUUAUUUAAUAUGCAAAUUCUUGCUUUCACAUCAAAUACAUGUACUAGAUAUCUAUCAAAUUAUAUAGUCAGAGGUGAGGACUCAAUAAUAGGUAUUAGAACAGUUACUCAAGUUACUUAUAAUGCAGCUUGGGUUAUGUGCAUACAUGUAUAUACUGUUUAUAUGUUUCAAUGAUCAGGAAUUGGAAGCCUUUAGGCAUGAUAUUUCCUAGUGUGUGUAGCCAACUGGUAAAGGAG